Sitodiplosis mosellana (orange wheat blossom midge) is the source of this 6574-nucleotide messenger RNA. RefSeq lists its product as uncharacterized. Lineage: Eukaryota; Metazoa; Arthropoda; Insecta; Diptera; Cecidomyiidae. Gene Ontology annotation, biological process: adenylate cyclase-inhibiting G protein-coupled acetylcholine receptor signaling pathway; G protein-coupled receptor signaling pathway, coupled to cyclic nucleotide second messenger; chemical synaptic transmission. Bases 1099 to 3897 code for a protein of 932 amino acids. The record is from RefSeq and is a predicted model, not a curated record. The transcript has 8 exons. Gene Ontology annotation, molecular function: G protein-coupled acetylcholine receptor activity; G protein-coupled serotonin receptor activity. Gene Ontology annotation, cellular component: synapse; dendrite; membrane.
UCAAAAAUAAAUCGUCAAACUACAAUUUAUGUAUUCGUUUUUAUCACACCAAUACAACUUCUUCUUAAUUAAACAACAUUUAUUGUUCGUUUGAUAUUCCGUUUUCAUUUUCAUAUUUAAAUUGUUUCGCUUGCGACCAAAACAAAAUGAAUAAAUAAAUUAUAAAUUCAAACCGUUUUCCAAUAAAACAGUUAACAACACAUUGAUGUGAACGGAGGGGCAGAGACAAGAAAAAGCAUCAGACUAGAACAAUAAGAAAAGUAUCGACACAUAAACACACUCACGAAUACGAAAAGAAAAAGAAAACAUAAACAUAAUUUGUAUUUAAACAAUAAGCAAAGAUAAAGAUCGAUUGUUUCACGCCGAACAACUCACAUGAUAGCAACAACCAAAUUUUGGACAAGAACCAGAAAGACAACUUAAAGGGAACCACGAGUUUUGCGACUAAAAUUCACGCAUCUCACUCAACCACUGGCAUAUGACUGCUAUCGACUCGGGACGAAUUUCCAUAAAAUGAUUAUUGACAUCGGAAGGAGACAAAAGCGAAGAUGACAGCUUAAGUGAAUUGCUUCAAAAAAAUAAUAAUAACAAAAACAACAGCAACAAAAACACAGAAACGUCAAGACAAGCUAGCGAACGUGCGACCACAACACACACUAGGCACAAAGCAAAAUCAAAAUGAAACGAAACAAAAUUUGAAAAUAGGGACACAAAUAUCUCUCUCACACUCUACCUAUCUCUAUCUUGCGAACGCAAACGCUACGACGACGGAAACGCAAACAUCAUUUCGGCGUUUGGUUUGUCACUAAUUUUAGAUAUUCCUGGCGAGCGACAGAAACGGCGAACAAGAAAAAUAAAAGGCGACCUGCAACGAUAGAGUCAUCAUUCAUCAAGUGUAUUGUUUACGUUAUCAUUGCUUCGACAAUAGGGUAAUCGUAAUCGACACCGCAACCAUUCACAUUAUUAACGUAGCGUCAUCGUUGGCGUGUGGUAACUGACACAACAGACAGAGAGCAUUCGAGCAGUAGCAGCAACAGCAACCGUAUAGCAGCUCGAAAAAUAUUGUGUGGCAACAAAUUUUUCUAUGAGAAUAUCGUCAUGGACCCCAAUGCCAGAACAGACAAUGGCAUUAAUGUAACAGAUUUCGUCAACCGUACCACACAGAUCACUUCCAUAAGCGCUGAUUUUAUCACACAAUGGAAAUUGAAAAAGAAACAGGAGCGCAUUUGCAAGAAACUUUACAAUCGACUUCUCGAAUAUCCGGAAUGUCAACGAGUAUUAGGACUGCCAGUCUAUCGACCUUUGUUCGAUGGUAACGAUUUAUGGACAAACAACGAUAGUUUAAUUGACUGGAGUUAUAUAAAUGGUACAAUACAUGCAACAAUCGAAGCCAACCGAACUGCAACCAAUAUCCUAGCGAAUGAAAUCAAACCGGUGCUGCCAGCACUUGAAUUAUGGCAAUCAAUCAUGGUUGCGCUCAUCAUAGCAAUUUGUAUGAUACUCACGAUCGGUGGCAAUAUUUUAGUUUUAUUAGCAUUCAUUGUGGAUCGAAGUAUCAGGCAGCCCAGUAAUUACUUUAUAGCAUCACUUGCGGCAACUGACAUGCUCAUAGGAACGGUUUCAAUGCCAUUUUUUACGGUGUAUGUACUGCGAAGAUAUUGGGAUCUGGGACCGCUGCUGUGUGACCUGUGGCUGUCUGUUGAUUUUACUGUAUGCCUCGUAUCACAAUACACGGUUCUACUGAUAACAAUCGAUCGAUUUUGUUCCGUCAAAAUAGCUGCUAAAUAUCGCAGUUGGCGAACGCAGAAAAAAGUACUGUGGAUGGUAUCGAUCACAUGGGUCAUUCCGGCUUGCUUAUUCUUUACAUCAAUCUUUGGAUGGGAGCACUUUAUCGGCUAUCGUGAUUUGCUGCCUGGCGAAUGUACCGUCCAAUUUCUAAAGGAUCCUGUAUUCAAUACGGCACUGAUCAUUGGCUACUACUGGACAACAUUAAUUGUACUGUUUGUGCUGUACGGUGGUAUCUACAAGACGGCAUACGAUAUGCAGAAGCGUAGUGAGGCGAAACAGCGAAAGAUGCAAUCAAUGGUUGCCUUGUCGGCUGGUGCAAUGACGGGGAUGGCAGGACGAGCGGCCGGCAUUGGAAUAUCAAAAGAUCAAAGUACACUGCUGAGCCAAGAUACUCAAAUAAAAAAAGUGACUGCCGCUGUGACCCCAUCAUCAUUGCCACCAUCAAAUGUAACGUCAUCAUCAUCAUCAAAUCAAAUAAAUGAGGCAACGACCAGAAAGACUUCGGUACCAAAGCAUAAAUCCGAAAAUGUAGAUAAUAAGCGGCCAAAGGCGAAGAAGGAGCUCAGUGAAGGUGAUAAGAGUGAACGAUCGAGUAGUCCAGCCUUUGAUUCCGAUGACGAUAGCACUGUUCCAAGCGCACAACAAGAAACCCAACAGCAGAAACAGAUUAAAAAACGCACUUCAUUGGCCGGUCUAUUUGUGCAGGCACAAGCACCCGUAUUUGCGGCUCGAUCGAAUGGUACCGUCAAAACGGUCACCAAAAAAGAUCAAUCGAUCCAGGUGAAAAAAUCGCCCGGUUCCCGAAUGGAGGCAAUGCCAAAAAUAACCGAAGCCAGCCUGUUAGACUCAGACAAUAUUAGUAGCGAAGCGUCUAAACAGCAAAUGGUACCGUUGCUACCAACGCCGGUUCAAUCGCCGAUAUCACCAAAAGAUAUCGAACCACCACAAGCGCCCGUCGAACAAGCUCAGAUAAAACUUUCGCACGAAAUACUACCGCCACCCGAUGAUUUCCAAGGCAGCCCAAACGCCACGUCAAAGAGCCCGUCAAUCAAAUCGGAUCGACCCAGUAGCCUUGUAGUGAGCAGCCAAAGCGAGCUAACCAUGACAUAUGACAUUUUAGGCGGUAUGGACGGUGCCGAUUUACGAUUCAUGGAUGAAAGUUCCGUGGUUGUAUCGUCGCCACAAAAUGAGAGUCCACCAACAACGAUCAUAUUGCCGCCGAAAAAUGUGUCGCCAGCCAAAGGUCAGAAUAUCGCAAAUCCAUCACUAUUACAAAAGGCACUGAUCAAAGCGACCGCUCAAUCACAGCAACCAUCACCAACCGUUUUACUGAAAACCUCGGACGAAUAUCACUCCUCCAUAGCCGUAUCAUCAACGGAAACCUUCAACAAAUACAAUACCACGGUAAAUGUAAGUGAAAAAACUGACCGCCCGGUAACAACGAUUGUUAAUGCGAUUAACACACAAAAAUCGAAUUUGGACGAAACGGCCGAACAACGGCGAAACACAGUCGUCAGUGGCGUCACCGUUGCCACCGUUGCAACCGUUGCCAUUGACGAGCGCCUAAUCUCCAGCACCGACACCAACAGCAUCUGUUCGAAAACAACCAUUCUGGCACAAACAUCAAACGCACCAACGACUCUAGCCACAGCAACAACGACAACAAUCGAUUUGACAGGCAAAAAUCAAAAUAUCACAUCAAUCACACCGGCCGCAUCGAGCACAUCACAACCGGCAUCAUCGACUGACAAAGCGUCUAGCAAACGAGAUUUUAUUCGAUCGAUUGGCAAACGAUUGAAAGGUCGCAAAAAGAUUCCAUUGAUGGGCGGUCGGCCAAAAUCAAAGUCUGAAAAUCGGGCACGUAAAGCAUUCCGAACGAUUUCAUUUAUUUUAGGUGCAUUUGUUGCGUGCUGGACACCAUAUCAUGUGCUAGCAUUGGUCGAAGGAUUUUGCUCGGAUCCACCGUGCACCAAUGUGCAUCUAUAUAUGUUUUCAUACUUUUUAUGUUAUGCAAAUAGUCCAAUGAAUCCGUUCUGUUAUGCACUGGCCAAUCAACAGUUUAAGAAAACAUUUAUGCGUAUCUUGAAAGGUGAUUUACACAUGACGUAAACGUGUAAAGUGAAAUAGAGGGCGAUGAGACAAAUGAACGCUGCACGAAAUUUCUUACAUAAACACGAAUGAGCGCGCGUGCUCUCUUUCAAUUUCGCAUACCAACAUCAGAACAUGAACAUAAAAGUUUAUCGCUUGCUUCAUGUGACUUUUUGGCUUAAAAACCUUUCUUUUUCUACCCUCACUCCGUGUUGAUCUUGUCAAAAUAUUUUGCCGAAAUGAUUAUCAAAGGGAAAAAGUUGAAGUGCAUACACCGACAGAGGGAAAAGUAAAAAAAAGGCGCGAUAAGAUAGCGAUGAAAUUUUUGUUUCUUCUCAUUGAUGGGGAAUGUUCAAAAUGUUUCAGUUAAAUCGAAAAGUGCGGAACAUAAAACGGCAAUACACUUGAAAUCGAUAUCCAAAACAAAAUAAAGAAAAAAAAACAAUCUUAGACGGUCCACGCUACUUAGACAUUUAGGGUUAAAAUAGUAAACAAUUUUGAUUCGAGCAAAGAAAAAUUAGUUAUCGAUGAACUGACGAUACGAAGAGGUAGACGUAAAAAAAAGAAUAGGUUGAAGAGAACAAAUGAUGGGAGUGAAGAACAUAUCAAUUUCGAUUGAGUCAAAAUUGAAACAAACGGAUUGAGAUUUUGUGUAUUGAUCUUAUGAUUAAAAAAACAAUAAAAAAAAUUACAUAACAAACAGCAAAGAAACUCAUUACAAAAAUGGGAGAGAAAAAAAGUUAUGAAAACGUAAAUUUAAUGCCAAUAACAACAAUACCGCAGAAACAAAAGCGUAAAAACGGGAGAAGAAGAAGAUAAACCGACAUAGCAUUUCGUUAAAAUGAUAAAUAAACGCAGCUUAAUUAAGAGUGAAAAUGUCGACAUGAAUAUCCUUUUGUCGCAUCAAAUACGAUAAUUCGAUGUAAUCCAUUGCAUAACACUGUUGUUGUACACUCAUUUGCAUUGGUGUGAAUAUUAUAAUGCCCGCUAUGAUUUGAAUGACAGUUUUAUGUUAUGGCUGCAUGAAUGUGUGUCAGUGAAACUAGAGUCUAAUUCGUGUAAAUUCCAAUGCAGAUGCUUUUGCAAUUAACGCGAAGUGUGGAGAAGAAAAAAAAAACACACACACACACACACAUCGUACGCAUACAUACAUGCAAACACAUAUAUGUUCGUGUGUGGACGGACACGAUGACGAUGACGAUGGCAACAGCAAAACAAAUGUAAUGAAUGAAAUGUGUGACAUGCAACACACCUAAUUUAUAGAUGUGAAAAAAGGCAUGCAAAACUUUUAAUAGACAAUAAUAUUUGUUAAAUAUAUCGAAUUAAAAUUCAAAACAAAAAAACGUAUUUUGUAAAUAAAUAUUUCUAGUCCAUGAGAUAUCAACUGAAGACAAGAACAAAAUUUGAAGUAAAACAAAACUAAAAAAAAACACACACACACAGACACACAAACCAAUAUGUUGAAUGAUAACAAUAAUUUAGGGGUUAGUUAAUUUUUUUUAGAUUCUAAGUGAAUAUUUAGCAAAAUUCAUAAUGUUUGGUGUUCAUAUGUUUUGAACGGACAUGAACGGAGUUUGAUUUAAGUAACUAAGAGGAAAAAAAACAGUUAGGAAUGUAUGUAAUAGAUAAAGAAAAAAAAAAUAAUACAAAAAUUGUGUGUGUUAAAAUACAGAACGACAUGGAAUCCUUAGCGAAUUGUGAUUACUUUUCAGAUAAAAAUUUUAUGGAAUGAAUGAACAAAAAAAAAACAAAUGAAAAUGUCUAUCUCAUUUCGCUAACGAUUCUCGAUGUCAUAAACUGAAAUGUAUUGUUAAUCCCGAUUUGGAUGUAAACCAAUCGUUUUCACAACAUUUCAGCACAACAUUUAUCUUGGAUGAUAUGCAUUUGCUGAAGGUAAACAAGGAUCCUCCCAGUUUCCAUGCCUUUUACCUUCCAUCAAGUGUGUCCAUUAAGCGAUUCAAUUCGAACUAAAAGUUUCAACUAUCCAAAUUCGAUGGCACUUUUAAUUCAAAUUGAAUCGAACCAAUUGUAAAAACUAUUAACGUGCAGUAGCUUACGCUCGAGUAUGGUUUAAAAUUCUUUACGAUACAUGUCGCCAGUGGAUAUUUGGAACAUUUAUUGUUCUCCAUCUGUUUGUUGUUUUCCUUUUUCGACAACAUUUCACAAUUAAUAUAACGACAAGGCUAAAUAGCAUGGGAAAAAAGAGACGAUUUUUUUUUAAAUAAUUGCAUACACUGCAUGAAUUAAACACCACUCAAUGCAUCAACACCAGCUUUUACGCAUUAUUAAUUAAGUGGAUUUGAUUGAUAACAUUUACAAUCCCCAUUUGACAUCGUUUUAUAACAACUCUAGUUGUACACACUCGUUUCACCUCCGUGUGCCAUACGGCAACGCUAAAGCCACAUGUCAGGAAAUCGGUUCAAUUCAUUAUGAAGUGUUGCCAUUUUUUGUGUCGCUCCUACGAAUGAAAGAGGGUGAAAAAUCGAAUGAGCAAAUAUGCAAAUUUCCAUAUCACACGGCAACUGUGUCAAUCUUUGAACUAUGUGUCCGCCAUUCGAUCAAUUGAUUCAACAUAAAAUAACACUCAAUCAAAUACUAAUGCUGAUACAUAUUUCGAAUACGUUUCGUAUGCACUGCACUCAUCAUCAUUCAUCUGCGCCUCUCUUCAUCUUCAGCCAAUAUGCGGUUCGGAGACACG